AUGGCCAGUUCCAAGCGAGUCGCCGAGGUACUCCUUGAGCCUUUGGGCCUCGAAAUCACUUCUUUCAGAGAACUACAAACACUAUGGGCUGGAUACGGAGACAUCUGUGCCCUUACCGCAAGACCAGCCGAUUCUAAAGCCGCAGCCGCAGUCCGCCACCUCGCACACGCAAGAGGAUCAAACAACACCUUCUUUCUCAUCCUUAAACUUAUUUCCCCUCCACCUGGUCCAACCGAUGAAGGACAUCUGCGCAAGAUUCUGAGUUACGAUGUUGAGCAAUAUUUCUACGAACAUGUUGCUCCGCACUUGGAAGAGGACACAGCUGUGGCACAUUGCUUGACCUCGAGCUGGAAAUCGAAACACGAUGGCGGAGAGCUGAAAGAUCUUACCGCUACGAUUCUUACAGAUCUGAGAGUCAAAUUUCCUGUUGAGGGGGGCCAGAGGUCCGUUCUUGGACCAAGACAGGUACAGUCUGCGCUGGAGUGGUUGGCCAGGUUCCAUAGUAGCUCAUGGAAGUCACUGCCCCCGAAUCUCGAUGACUAUCUCCUUCCACCAAUGGACGAGUUCAAAAGACGAGAGACUCAGACUGGAGGGGCCAAGUUGUGGCUCAACGGCGGCUACACUUAUCUCGCCACACGACGCAGCGAGUACAAUUCACUUGCUGUCGAUACAUACUCUGAAUGGUCCGAGGCUUUUUGUACGCCCUUGCAAGGGCCAGGCAAGUCGAUGGCGGAACUAGUAGCCGAAUUCUUGACUCCCACUGGCCGACCAUUUGAGACGUUGAUUCACGGCGACGUCAAGUCCGAAAACCUCUUCACCACCGAGUCUGGUGAAAAUGUCUGCUUCUUUGACUUUCAGUAUGUCGGUCUAGGUCUCGGCGUAUGCGAUCUCGCCAAGCUAUUCACAUGUUCUGUCCCGCUGGACAUGCUAACUGACAAACCCUCGAUACCGCACGAGAUGGCCAUGGACCAUGGCGAGGAGGCUUUGUUGUACUUGUAUCAUGAGACAUUGCUUGGUCGUCGACCUGCUGAUAAAGGGCCGUUUGAUUAUGAAUGGGAUACGUUCGUGAGACACUGGGAGUGUGCUCUUGUCGAUUGGUGUAGAUUCCAGGCGUCGUGGGGAUUCUGGGGGAAUACAGAGUGGUUGGAGGCCAGGGUUAGAUAUAUCCUCAAGGAUGAGAAAUGGAAGGAAUGGCUGAUGAAAGAGACUUCUGGGACGGGUCGAUCUUCGAGCAUAUAG
Molecule: messenger RNA, 1239 nt
Organism: Fusarium venenatum
Lineage: Eukaryota; Fungi; Ascomycota; Sordariomycetes; Hypocreales; Nectriaceae
Product: kinase-like domain-containing protein
Source: RefSeq, a predicted model, not a curated record